This is a messenger RNA of Rhineura floridana, 8498 nucleotides long. RefSeq names its product DGCR8 microprocessor complex subunit (gene DGCR8). The coding region runs from base 2413 to 4731 and encodes 772 amino acids. The record is from RefSeq and is a predicted model, not a curated record. Gene Ontology annotation, molecular function: primary miRNA binding; heme binding; identical protein binding. Gene Ontology annotation, cellular component: microprocessor complex. Gene Ontology annotation, biological process: primary miRNA processing. NCBI's taxonomy places the organism in Eukaryota, Metazoa, Chordata, Lepidosauria, Squamata, Rhineuridae. The transcript is spliced from 14 exons.
UUGCUUGAGAGCCACUCUGAGCUGGGAUGCUAGUUUUGCUGUUCACCUAUGAGAUCCCAAGGAGCUUGUAGUAUCUAUCUGCCAAUUAGUGGCUUAGUUUCUUCAGUGCCAGAAGUAUAUGGCCAAAGUCUUAGCGUGUUCUUCCUGAAGGAGUCCAUUAUGCAGCAGCUGUUCAGAAAAGACUUGGCUUAUCUUCUUUGCUGUGCAGCCCUUUCCUGUUGAGUAGACCCACUGAAAUUAAUAGUCCUAACUUAGCUGUGUCUGUUAAUUUCAGUAGGUCUGCUCUGAGUAUGAUGAACAUUGGAUACAACUCUCUGUGUAACCAGCACUACCACAGCUGGGCAAGGUUUGAAGUUGUUUGAUCUCUUGUUUUGCUAAAGAAAUUAUGAUGCCUAGAGGUGCUCUCUCUUUUUUUAAAAAAUGGUUUUGGGGUGAUGACAGCCCAGGUCUGUGAAGCAGAGAAAGAACAUUUAGAUUUUGAGAUUUUAUAAUACUCUUUCAAAUUAUUAACUUUAUGUGACUCUUAAGGACCUAAAUUUAGUUUGAAACCACCUAGGGCAGGACAGCAUGGUUAAGCGCUGCAGGAAACACUGCUGUUACAGUGAUGUCCUUCUUGGCAGGCAAGUGUGGAAGAGAAAUAUUCCUGUAUAUGCAUCUGGGGGAUGUAAUUGACCGCAGCUUCCCAGACAUUUGUGUACAUUCAUUUCCCUGCAUUUUUUAACUUCUGCACGGUAUAUGUUUGCUGCAGAAAACGUUGGUACAUCGGUGUUUCUCACAGCAAUCAUAACGCACUUUUCGUGGUCUAUGUCUUACGAUUAUUCUAGAAGAAAACUAAUGUAUAUUUAAUGGAAACUAUCAUUGUGGAAUAUCCAUCCCCCACCCCAGUUUAUACUAAGCUUAAGGAUGGAUAAUUCUCAUUGUUGUGACAUCCUCAUCAAAACAGCUUUGGUCCUUUCCACUUUAUGGAAAUAGGAUUUCCCCCCCCAGUUUAUCCAAACAAGAAGGUUCUCAGAUAUACCUCACUUAAAGCAGAAAUGGAAGUACUCUUCUGUCCAUCUGUAUUUAUCUUCCCUUCUUCCUUCUUCCAAAUAAACUUAAUCCAGAAAGUUAAACUCUUGCAUCUCCCCUCCUCCCCCCUUUUCUCAUUUAAUUCAUGGAAGGAACAAGAAGGGAAAAGGGGGUUAUACUGAGGCUGCAUCUCCUGCGUGUGUUAGGUGUGUGAAUGUUGGAAAGUACUAUACUCUGUAUUGAAGCAUUUAGUUAUCUUACAUAUUGGGGAAGAGAAUAUAUGCGGCUUUGUAAAAGUCUGAAUUGAGCUGAUUCAAACAGCUGGAUUUGUGUGGGACGAAUGGGGGGAGGUGUAAUUACUUUAUUCCCUGCUGGUAGGAGGACUUAAAACAAAACACACUGUUUGGGUUUACAUAAAGGGACUUGGAGAAAUCAAUUAGCAACAGGUAAGACAUUCCCAUCUCCUAUCUCUCCAUGGUCACUGCAGUGAGAAUAAGUAUGUAUUUCUUUAAAACAUAAUAUACUUGAGAACCUUUGUUUUUAAUGUAGAUUUUAAAAACAAUAAAAGGAUGGUUUGCUGUAGGAAGUAUUUUCAUAGAGGCUCUUCAGGAUUAAUAUCCCGUCUUUGGGGGGAGGGAGAACCCACAGAAAUAAAUGUGGUUGCUGGAUUUCACCCAAUGAGUGCAGGAGAAGGCCACGUAGCACAAGAUGAAUUUUAUAAACAGUUUACAUAUAUAUCGUCAUGUGUGACACAUCUCUUUUGCUGUAUAUGCAAAAGAAGCCCAGAUUAAAAGUGUGUGUGUGCAGCAGAAAUAACAUUGCUUUUAAGGCUUUAAUAGUAAGGAGGUACAGUAGUCUCAAAAACAGGCUAACCUUAGGCACGUUACUUAUGGUGGGCUGAGGCAUCCCUAAAGCUACAUCAUCUCGUAGCCUGUGCUUGUAAUGAUCUAAUCUUACAGCACAAAUGUAUGCAUUUGUUGCAUCAAGAUGUGCGUAAGAACUAACAUGCCAUUUCCUAUACAGAAGUGAUGUCCUUGUAUGAUGAGAUGUCCAUAUAUGAGAUCUUACCUUGUGUGAAGUGACUGUAAGAUCCUGUGACUGUUCAUAUUGGUAUAACUGUGUGUUGAAAGAAGAAAAGGACACCUGCAUGCAGCCAGUGAAGAUGCUCUUUACUUCAACAUCAGCUUUUUAAGCUGAAUGCAUUGUGAUUUCCAGUAAUUGAGACAGUGAUUCUGAAAGCUGUCUACAUUAAUGAAAAAAACAAUGUAGUCAGCUUAAUUGAAUCAUCAGUGUUGCAUAUUGAAUAGAGCAUGACAAAUCCCAUCUUGAUGGACUUCUGCAUGUUAGGAGUAUAGUUCAAUAUUCCUUUUAUUUAAAGCCUUGGUUUUUUUGUAAGUUUUAAUUAUGGAGAAUUAUGAAAAUGCACCUCCCCUUCCAAAAGAGCCAGCAACAGAAGUGAAUGUGGAGAACCAUUCUUGUCCCCCACCACUGCCGCCUAAUGAACAGCCUCCACCACCUCCCCUGCAAACGUCCAGUGACGCAGAGGUAAUGGACGUUGGCUCUGGUGGUGAUGGACAGUCAGAUACCCCUGCUGGGGACGCACACACUGUCGGCAAAAUACAGCUUCUCACAAAGGGAUCUUCAUGCUACAACAGUCGUCUUAUCGUAGAUCCUAAUAGUGACCAAAGCCCAAGAACUGCUCGCCAUGCGCCUUCAGUUAGAAAGUUUACUCCUGAUCUUAAGUUGCUUAAAGAUGUAAAGAUUAGUGUUAGCUUUACAGAGAGUUGCAAAAGUAAAGACAGAAAAGUUCUGUACACUGGAGCUGAGCAAGAUUAUGAGGCAGAUUCAGAUUUAGGUAUUAAUAAAGUCAAUGGGGGUAUGCAUGCUUGUCCUCUUGGGAGUAGUAAUGGUCAAGCUGCACAGGCAGCUGGUGAAAAUGAUGAGAAAAAGGAUGAUGAAAAUGAUGUAGAUCAGGAAAAGCGAGUUGAGUAUGCAGUUCUGGAUGAUUUAGAAGAUUUUACUGAAAAUUUGAUGGAAAUAGAUGAAGAAGGAGGGUUUACGUCUAAAGCAAUCGUUCAGAGAGACAAAGUGGAUGAGGAAAACUUAAACUAUUCAUACGAGGAUGAAUUUGAUAACGAUGUGGAUGCUUUGCUGGAAGAGGGCCUUUGUGUUCCUAAGAAAAGGAGAAUAGAUGAGAAAUAUGCCGGGGAGAGUGAUCAUCAGUCUGAUGGAGAGAUGACUGUGCAGCCAAUGAUGACCAAAAUAAAAACAGUUCUUAAAAGUCGUGGCCGUCCACCUACAGAGCCCUUGCCUGAUGGAUGGAUCAUGACGUUCCAUAACUCGGGCAUUCCUGUAUAUCUGCACAGAGAAUCCAGAGUUGUUACCUGGUCAAGACCUUACUUCUUAGGAACAGGAAGCAUUAGGAAACACGAUCCUCCAUUGAGUAGCAUUCCUUGUUUGCAUUAUAAGAAAAUGAAGGAAAAUGAAGAAAGGGAACAAAGUAAUGACAUCACCCCAAAUGGGGAAGUAUCACCUAUUAAACUCCUGGAUAAGUCUUUAGAAUUUGACUGCCAAACAGAGGAGCCAGACUCCACUGCCGCUGAUUCUGGGACAUUAGAUGAGAAAGACCCACCUGGAGGAGAUGCAGCACAAGGAGCCUUAGGUCAAGUUAAGGCAAAAGUUGAAGUGUGCAAAGAUGAAUCAGUAGAUCUUGAAGAUUUUAGACACUACCUUGAAAAACGUUUUGAUUUUGAACAAGUAACUGUAAAAAAGUUCAGAACCUGGGCUGAGAGACGACAGUUCAAUCGUGAGAUGAAGAGGAAACAAGCAGAGUCUGAGCGACCCAUUUUGCCAGCCAAUCAGAAACUUAUUACUUUGUCUGUACAAGAUGCACCCACAAAGAAAGAAUUUGUUAUUAAUCCCAAUGGGAAGUCUGAAGUUUGCAUCCUUCAUGAAUAUAUGCAACGAGUCCUAAAGGUUCGACCUGUUUACAAUUUCUUUGAAUGUGAGAACCCAAGUGAGCCUUUUGGAGCCUCAGUUAUUAUUGAUGGAGUGACUUAUGGGGCAGGGACUGCAAGCAGCAAGAAACUUGCCAAGAAUAAGGCUGCCCGAGCUACACUGGAAAUCCUCAUCCCUGACUUUGUUAAACAGACCUCUGAGGAAAAGCCCAAAGAUAGUGAGGAACUAGAGUAUUUUAACCAUAUCAGUAUUGAGGACUCACGGGUAUAUGAACUGACCAGUAAAGCUGGAUUAUUGUCUCCAUAUCAAAUCCUUCAUGAGUGCCUUAAAAGAAACCAUGGGAUGGGUGACACAUCCAUCAAGUUUGAAGUGAUUCCUGGUAAAAAUCAAAAGAGUGAAUAUGUCAUGACAUGUGGGAAGCACACUGUGCGUGGCUGGUGUAAAAACAAGAGAGUUGGAAAACAGUUGGCAUCUCAGAAAAUCCUUCAGCUACUUCAUCCACAUGUGAAAAACUGGGGAUCCUUAUUGCGCAUGUAUGGUAGAGAGAGCAGUAAGAUGGUUAAGCAGGAGACUUCUGAUAAAAGUGUGAUAGAGCUUCAGCAGUAUGCCAAAAAGAACAAGCCAAAUCUGCACAUUCUGAACAAGUUACAGGAAGAAAUGAAGAAAUUGGCACAAGAAAGGGAGGAAACACGAAAGAAACCCAAGAUGACAAUUGUAGAAUCUGCUCAACCUGGCAGCGAGCCUCUGUGUACUGUUGACGUGUGAUCAGAAUAGAUAAUAAUUGGGGAGCAAUAAAACAAGUGAAGAAAGCUAGUUUUUUCCAACAAUUUAAUUAAGAAUUGGUCUGCUACAGAAUGCAAAAUAACAUAACAAUCCAAGCUGCUUCAAAUAUGCAUUGUUCUUUUGCAUAAUCAGGGCAAUAGUACUGAACAGUUUUUUACCUCUGAGAUGUACAUUUAUACAAGACAGCAAAAAUCUGUGUGGGUCAAUAUUUAGAGGUGGCUGGGCAAGCAUAUUCACACAGGAUAAGUUGCAGCAAGCACUCCCCCCCCUUAGCAACUAUACAUGCUGUCUUGAAUGGAUGUGUUUAAGGAUUAAAUCCCGAAUGUCUAUGUAAAGAGUGGAGUGAAUGUAUAAUAUAGGAAUACAACUGUACACACUCUUGAAUGAAUAUGCUGACAACUGUUUUCUGAAAAAGAGUUUCGCUGCAUUUCAGCACAGAAUAAUAUGCACUGAUAAGACACUUUUGACAGCUAUGUUGGGGGGAAAAGUGGAAAGCAAUGUUCCUUAAUGCCAUAAAGAUUAGGCCAGUGCUGCUUUUUCUUGAAUUUUGGCAGGCUUAAGAUUUUUAACAUCCUGGUACACCAAUAUUUAGACAGUGUUGAGCACCAACGUGUUCGCUUCUUAAAUUGCUGGGUAUCUUUUUUUAAGACAUAGGAAACCAUUAUUGUUUACAUAAACGACAAGUGGAAAGAAGUAUACAGCCUUUCAUUUGUCUCACUACUGUGAACCACAGGUGACUGGGUAUUGGAUGACCAAGCACCAGUGCUUUGCAGCUUCUCUUAUUCUGGUCUUGAGAGACUCCUCCACAAGACUCAUAAGAAUGAACUGAGAGUGUGCAGCAACAGUGCUUGGUAACUUGCAUUUUCCAUCACUUGUAAGACACCCAGUUGGAAAGCAGUCUGAAAAUAUACUGACAGUUCUGAUAAAAUCAAAAUUUAAUUGAAUCUUCCUCUAUGGUAAUAGUUUUUGUUUAAUGCAGCUGUAUCUAAUUGAGAUUUUACUCUCAUGCACCAUAUUAUCAUUACACAAACAAAAAGAAAAAAAACUGGUCAUGCAAAUCACUGGAGGAAUUUUAGCAUAUUCAAAAAUUGUCACUGGCUUUGUUUUACUAAAUGCUUAAAAUUUGCAACGUAGUUUCUGCUGUGGAAACUAUUAGAAUGUAAUUUGGGAACAUCAGAGAGGACUUUAAGAAGACCUUCUGCAUAAGUUGUAUUGAGUUGAAAUAAAGAACAUGAAUAUGCAAAUAUUUGUCUUUAUAUAUAGUUUCUUAAGCUGUGAGUACUUGGAUAUAUUCAUUACAAAAUACUUCGAGUAGCAAAGACAUAGCUCUCAAAACGACCAGCGCAGUCCAGAAAUACUUCUGUAGUUACUUUUACACUCCAAAAAGACAAAGAACUACUUCAGUGCCACUGAAUGUAGUCUGUUUGCUGAAGUAUCUCCUAAUACACAGUAUAUUUUUACUGACAUUGAACAUCUGUUAAGGUACACUAUUUUCAUAUGUUCCCAGUUGCAACAUGCAAGAAAAGUAAUGCAUCAGGAGACAAUUGCAUGGAGGUGGUUUGAUCAAGACCUUUAGCAGUAGGUGUAGGGUCCCCUGCCUCACACUUGAAAUAGACUGUGUCAGCUUCUGUGGAAGGGUGUUCUGGGAUGCCAAAAACGGUGGCCUGAUCAUUAUACAUGCAAAUCUACAGUUCUUAGUGCCAUGAAUUCCAUUAGUUAUACUAAGUUUGACAUAAGGUAAACAUAGAUGCCUAUUUGCCAAGAGGUAACUUAAUUAUGGGUGCAUAUCACCACAUGGCCAGUCACAUGUAGCGUUCCACCAAGACUACAUAUCUACCUAAUUUGAAAUCCAAGGUGAUAUGAUCCUCUUACCAAAUGUUUACAUGCCUGCUGUGUUAUACAUUACUGCUUGGCAAACAACCAUUUUGAUUCACCCACUGUUUUUUGCUGCCAAUACUGAGAGCAGAGUGCAUAUGGUCUACAAAUCAGUAAAAUUCACAUUCUAAGCCAGAGGAAGCAGACUACUUCAAAGCUAGCUGAAAGCCUCUUUUAGUAUGUCAUGCUUACCUUGCUAAUUUUGGCAGUAAUAGUGAGCCCAUCCUAACAUCGAAUUAUAGCUGCUAUCAAAGUUGGUAAGUUGUUUUCAUCCAUAUUUAUAUACAAGCUAUUUCCUGCCAAAUGAUUUUUUGGAACUUUAUUCACAUCUCUCCUGAAAAUGGUUGCAAUUAAUAUAACAAAUGUUCUAACUGCACUGCCUCCAUUCUACAGAAAAUCUAGCUUUGUCCAUAUCUGCUGUACUUUUUUUUUAAAAAAAAAGUUCAAGCCAAAUGGGCUUUCUUCUAUGCCUUUUAAAGUAGGUUUUUACACCUGUGCAUUUCUUGCUUCUAAAAAAGCUUAUUUUUAACUGCACUUUCUCAAUAAAUCUCUGCAUAGAUAUAUUUUUCAAAAUCAAUGUUUUGCGGGAUACCUGCAGCAUAUAUCCAUAGAUGCCUCAUUCUUUUAAGUGUUUACCACAUUGACCAUCUUGCUUUAGUAUUACCUCAGUCUGCCAAGAUCUGAAUCCUACGAAGGUGACCACUGCCCUUAAAACAUCCAGAUGUGUCAUUGUGAACCAAAGGCUAGUACAAAUUAUGCAUUUUUUUAAAAGGUAUUUGAUGUGCUGUAGCCUCUUUGGCAAGAUGUUCAAAGCGCAAUAACUGCUGGAACAAACAAUGUAACUGCUGUUGUCACUGUGAAGUAUUGUAUUUCUGAUGUUUACUGUUUGAAGUGUAACAGUCUUGCAUUUGCACAUAAGCAUAAGCUGCUAUGUUAGAGGGUAAAUCAUUGCAUUAAUUUCAGCUUCUGCAUGAAUACUUAUGCAGUGUGAUUUGACAUCCAAAAUUGUUUUGUAUCUUUUGUGAUUUUUCUAGUUAGUCAUCUGUAAUGGUUUCAGUCUAAACCAAAACUUUCAAGCCCUUUUCUCAAUGAAUCAAAUUAAUGUGGAUGGGCUUCAUUAAUAAAUAGCUGUUCCAACCUCUAGGAACAGCUUUUGUUUUACAUAUUAUAUGCUUCUUGACAGAUGUGAGAAAUUGAUUUGAAAGAUAGAAUUGGUACUUAUUUGAAUAAUACUGAGUGGAAAGUUACUAACUUUAGUGGAAAAUCAAAUGCUACCCAUUUAAAACCUCCAGUGGCUUGACUAAAGCUUUAACAACUGUUUUAGUACUUGGCUUUCCAGCUGUUGGAAACAAAUAUCCAACUAUGCUGUUCUAAUGUUCUUUGUUGUACACCGCCCUGAGAGCUUUCUGCUAUAGGGCGGUCUAGAAAUGUAAUUAAAUAAAUAAAUAAAUAAAUAAUGGUCAUCACACUUAACAAAAGUAUUCCUUUCUAGCCCUAGUCUGUGUUCCUUGGUUCUGGUGAGAAAAUGGACAUUGAUAGCUGUUGUGGAAACAAUCCAAAUUAAGUUAGCCAUUUGGAACAAUUCAACAGUGAUCAUUUACAAGAUUGUAUUUUAAAAAUUAAUGUGACCAACUCAAUGUUAUUGGGUGCUGUAUGAAUUGUAUGUUGAGUGCAGUUCCUCAAUGCUGGUGGUCAGUUGAUAUAACUAUAAAGCCUCUUUCAUUGAGCCUCUGUGUUAGGUCUUUUGAGUACUUGUUUUUCCCAUAAGCAUUAGUUUUGAGCAAUAAAGUUGCAUAAGAUGCUAUGAGUAACUGGUGCUGUAGGUCAUUGUUCCUUUACUGCUUUUAAGAAAUUCAUAUUGAACUUACCCUGGG